Messenger RNA from Cutaneotrichosporon cavernicola, 2211 nucleotides. RefSeq lists its product as uncharacterized. The coding region runs from base 1 to 2211 and encodes 736 amino acids. NCBI's taxonomy places the organism in Eukaryota, Fungi, Basidiomycota, Tremellomycetes, Trichosporonales, Trichosporonaceae. The transcript has 2 exons. Gene Ontology annotation, cellular component: endosome. The record is from RefSeq and is a predicted model, not a curated record. Gene Ontology annotation, molecular function: phosphatidylinositol binding. Gene Ontology annotation, biological process: retrograde transport, endosome to Golgi; protein retention in Golgi apparatus.
AUGGACGAGGAGGAGAACUUUGCGCGUCUGCUAGCCCAGUCCAACCCCGCACCUCAGCCAACGCUCUUCACCAACCACGCCGAUCCAUGGGCCAACCCAUUCGGCGGCGACGACCUCUCGGGCGGUUGGGGGGCGCCCCAAGCGGCGCCAGCACGCGAAGCCUCGCCACCGCCGCAGAACCUGUACGACGGGGGCUUCGGGAGCGGGCUCCCCGACCCACCCUCGGUCAUCCACGCACGCGAGCGCGAGGAGCUGGCCGCGUUCGGCGGAGGCUUCGGCGAUGACCCGAUGUCGAACCCCUUCUCCAGCUCGCCGCGCACGAGCCCGCGCAAAUCCCAGUCAUCCCAACCACCUUCCCCCGCUGCCGCUCGCCGCUCUGUCCCUUCUUCACCAGAGGCGGCGCGUCAACGUACCCUUCCCCCCGGCCUGAUCGACGAAGAACUCCUGGCCGAGAACGAUCCCGAGGCUAGCCUGAAGCGCGCGUUCGUCAAACAUGACGACAAGCCUCCUCUUGCCGUCGUUCCGCCCACGCCGGAGAAGAAGGCGCCGUACGUCUUCGCGCCAUCCAGGGAGUCCAAGCCCGAGCCCAAGCCAGAGGUCAAACCUGAGGUUAAAGAGGCCAGAGCGGAGGCGGCGGCAUCGGGGAGCCUACCUUUACCGGAGAGCAGCAUGCCCACGCCAACACCGUCGCGACCAGACACACCCGCUGCACCGGGGUCGGCACCCACCGAUCGUGUCUCCGUGUCGCCACUCGACACACCGGCUGGCGAGCCCGACUACGGGUUCCGCAGCCUCGCGAUCGGCGCGAGCAGCGCGAACGGAUCGUCGCCGACGGCGAGAUUCGGCGGGCGCGGAUGGGGUGCAGUGGAUGACGAGCCGUUGAGCACCAGCGGGGAUCCAUGGAACGAGGGUGCGGGUGGGGGAUGGGGCGAGCCGGGUCCGCUCGCGACUCAGUCGUCGACGGCGUCGAUCAACGACGCGGAACCGGAGGCAGAACCGGACGAGGAAGAGCGUGAGGAGCCGCGCACCUCUCAGGACAGCGCCAAGUCGCUACGCCGGCCCAAGCUGCUCAGCACGCCCGUGUUCCAGAUCACGGUUAGCGACCCGACCAAAAUCGGCGACCCAGUGCGCGGACACGUCGUGUACACGGUGCGCACCAAGACGACGUCUCCGCACUACCGCCGUGGCGACUUUAGCGUGCUGCGCCGCUUCUCCGACUUCCUGUGGCUGUACGAGCAGCUGACGGCCAACAACCCCGGCGUGAUAGUGCCGCCUGUGCCGGACAAGCACGCGUUCGGGCGUUUCCAGGAACAGUUUAUUGAGACGCGCCGGGCCGCGCUACAGCGCUGCCUCACCAAGAUCACAGCGCACCCUAUACUCCAGCUUGACCCGGAUCUGCGCCUGUUCAUCGAGUCGGACAGCUUCGCACUGGAUAUCAAGAACCGGCGCGCGGGAGCCGAGACGCCUUCUACUCCCUCCGCGGGCCUGCUCAGCUCGUGGACAGGGCCGCGGUAUGUCGAGAAGGACGAGUGGUUCGACCAGCGCAAGGCGUACCUUGACCACCUGGAGGGCCACCUCAAGAGUCUGAGCAAGAGCCUGGACCUCGCGAGCAAGGCGCGCCUCGACAUGGCAGUUGCGGUCGGCGAUGUCGCGGACGCUGCGCAGGCGCUCGCGGACUCGGAGCUUGGCGCGGCAAUGUGUGCCGCGCUUGGGCGGUUGGCAGAUCUGGCGCGGCGCGAGAAGGGUGCUGGCGAGGCACAGGCUACAGCUGACGUGAGCCAGCUCCUGAACUUGUCGGACGAGUAUGUCCGGUUCAUUGGCAGUGUGCGCCUCGCAUUCGGUAGCCGAGUGCGCGCGUACCACGCUUGGCAGGCGGCGCUGAAGGAGGUGACGCGCAUUCGGCAGGUCCGCGACAAGGCGCGACUGCAGGGCCGGCCUCCCGCCCAAGGCGGCAUCUCGAUGGCGGAGCAGGCUGAGGCGGAACGGCGGAUGCGUGACACGAGCGCCGACUUUGAAGCGCAGAGCAAGCUCGUCAAGGCCGAGUUUGCCCGGUUCGAGCGCGAGCGCGUCGACGAGUUCCGGCGCACUCUCACCGCCAACCUCGACGGCCAGAUUGCGCGACAGCGCGAGCUCGUGACUGCGUGGGAGGAGUACCAUGCGAUGCUGCUCAAGAUGGUGCAGCGCUCGCAGGCGCAGCAGGCGGCGCAGUAA